AUGAACACUUCGCGCUCACUCCUCAAACUAACUAGAUCUCCAGUAGUCUCCACAUGGAGGCGAACACUCCUCACACGAUGUAUGAGCACAUCUACUAUUAGACUGUCAGACAAACUGGUCGUGCACACAGAUACUCCAGAAAAUAAUCCCUCGAUUCCUUUUGAAUUUACUCCCGAAAAUCUAAAGCGCGCAGAAGAAAUUGUAAAGAAAUACCCACCGCAAUAUAAGAAGGCAGCGGUCAUACCGUUGUUGGACUUGGGACAAAGGCAGUUGGGAUGGACGAGCAUCUCGGUGAUGAAUGCUGUUGCAAAAUUGGCGGAAAUUCCGCCUAUGAGAGUUUAUGAAGUUGCAACAUUUUAUACCAUGUUUAAUCGGGAGCCAGUUGGAAAAUACUUUCUCCAACUGUGUACCACAACACCAUGUCAGUUGUGCGGCAGUACAGAGAUCCAGAAAACCAUCGAGAACCAUUUAAAAAUUAAAACGGGUGAAACCACAAAAGAUAAAUUGUUUACUUUGGUCGAAGUCGAGUGUGCUGGAGCGUGCGUCAAUGCCCCCGUUUUGGCGGUUAAUGAUGAUUAUUAUGAAGAUCUGACACCUGAAACAACUAUAAAAAUUCUCGACGAUCUAAAGGCCUCCAAGAAUCCUAAACCCGGGCCGCAGUCGGGCAGGCAUACUUGCGAACCAGCUAAUGGAUAUACUACUCUUCUUGGGGAGCCAUACGGUCCCGACUUUAAAAUAAGGAAAGACUUAAUGGAUACGCCUGCUUCGGAAGGAAGUACGACGGCAUAG
Molecule: messenger RNA, 789 nt
Organism: Paraglomus brasilianum
Lineage: Eukaryota; Fungi; Glomeromycota; Glomeromycetes; Paraglomerales; Paraglomeraceae
Source: the annotation of a GenBank genome assembly